Molecule: messenger RNA, 6312 nt
Organism: Condylostylus longicornis
Lineage: Eukaryota; Metazoa; Arthropoda; Insecta; Diptera; Dolichopodidae
Gene: Ubr1
Product: E3 ubiquitin-protein ligase UBR1
Exons: 10
Coding region: 679-6186 (1835 amino acids)
Biological process (GO): ubiquitin-dependent protein catabolic process via the N-end rule pathway; protein ubiquitination
Cellular component (GO): cytoplasm; ubiquitin ligase complex
Molecular function (GO): zinc ion binding; ubiquitin protein ligase activity
Source: RefSeq, a predicted model, not a curated record
AAUUUUUUAUUUUUUAAAGAAAAACGCAAUUAGAGUUAAAUAUUAAAAAUUUUAAUUAAUUCUUUAUUUUAAAAUUUUUACUAAUUAUUUUUUAAAUUAAGUAAUUAUUUAUAAUUAAUUUGAUUUUUCCUAUAGAAAAAUAAUUUGGUUUAAGAAUAAAUUUUAAUUUAAGAAAAAAAUAAAUUUUAAAAUUUAAUUUAAUACUUAAAAUUUUUUGGUUAAAUCUGCGUGAUUUUGAGAGAUUUCGAUUAUUAAUCAAUUUAAUAAAAUUGUCAAGUGAGUGAUUAUUGCAUUAUUUUUUUUUUUCAAAAAGAAAACAAGAAGUAAACGUGAUUUUUUAAAAAGAGAAUAAUAAAAGCAAAAUCUGACAUUUUAAAAGACAAAAAUUGACAAAAACAAAUCAAAAAGAGAAAUUACUUGAAUAUUUUCUAAAUAAAUAAUUAAAAAGAACAAAAAAAAAGUAAAAGUUAUAGAAGAAGAGAAAAAAAAAGUUAUUAAUUUAAAUAAUUAUUUUUUUAAUUUAAAUACACUAACGUUACAAAUCUGGAUAACUCAAAUAGAAAUAAUAAUAUAAAUAAAAAUUUAAUAAGUGAUUUAAAGACGAAACAAUUUUUAAAAAUUUAUAAAGAAGCAAAUAGACCAAAUCAAGAACAAGACGAUAAUUAUCAAAAAAUAAAAAUGAGUAUUUUUGAAGAUUCUGAAAAUCAACCAAGAGAUUUGGAUGAGAAACCAUUAAAAGAAUGGCGUGCAAUAUUUGAAUCUGGCGGUUUAGCAACAAGUCAUGUUAUAAAUUUUUUUAAAUAUGCAGCACCAAAUUAUUUUCAAUUAGAAGAAUCAAAUGAUUUUGUAAAAACCACAUUCAAUGAAAGAUGCGCUCGUACUGGUAUUAUCGAUGUAUUAGAAGAAUUCAUAUUAGGUGAUAAUCCACAAAAAAUAUUAGAGAAAUUAAAAGAAGAAGGUAAUGCAUCAUCAGUAUGUGGAAGAGUAUUUAAAGUUGGUGAACCAACUUAUACAUGUAGAGAAUGUGGUAUGGAUACAACAUGUGUAUUAUGUGUUAAUUGUUUUAAACAAUCAGCACAUCGUUUUCAUAAAUAUAAAAUGUCUCAUUCUGGUGGUGGUGGUUGCUGUGAUUGUGGUGAUGAAGAAGCAUGGAAAAAAGAUUAUUAUUGUGAAGAACAUGCGAAGGGUAAAGAAUCCGAAAGUAGUGACAGUACACUAAUAACUAGUCGAAUGAAAGAGCGAUGUGAAAUCGCAUUCCGUGCCAUUCUAAUGUAUUCAAUACAAUUUCUAGAAAUUGAAUCUCAUGCAAGUUUAGUAUGUUUGGAUGAUGAUCAAAGUCAAGAUGUAUUUUGUACAAUUUUAUAUAAUGAUGAAAGUCACACUUUUGAACAGGUUAUAUCAACACUUGUCAAAUAUGUGAAUAUAGAUCAAAAAGAUGCUAUGGAAAUUGUUACAAGUAUUGAUAGAGAAGGUCGUGCUGUUGUUAAAUGUGGUACAUUUGAUGCUUGUAAAACAUUAAAAGAGGCUAUUGAAAAACAACAUUUACCAAUGUCAACUGGUAUGGCAAAAGCACCACUUAAAGUAUCACUUUUACAUAAAAAAGCAUAUUCAUGUCAACAAUUUGCGUUGCAAUUAUUAACAUGGUUCCAAGAUUUUCUUACACGUCACAAAACGUUUCGGGAAAUUUUUGCAGCAGUUGCAAAUGAUAAACGCGCCCGUCCAUAUAAUAUUGCUCAUAUAUUAGAAUAUGAUUGCAAAUUAUGGAAAACAGCUCGUAGCUGCUGGCAUAGACUUUUAAUAUCUGGAAUGUUAAUGGAAUAUGAAAAUAAAAAAAUUUUGGCUAUUGAAUUUUCACGUCAUUAUGCAACAAUAUUUCAAGAUUUUAUUCUUGAUGAUCAUGAUCAUUCAUUUUCAAUAGUAUCUUUAAGUGUUCAAUUGUUUACAGUACCAACGAUUGCACAUUAUUUAAUGGCAAAUGAAGGCGUAUUUCAUAAAUUAUUGCAUACAUUUUAUUGGGAGUGUAUUGAGAAAAAUGUUGAAGAGAAAACAUUAAAAUUGGCUAGAAAUACCGCAAAUAUGAAUAAAUUUAAAAGAGCAUCAUUUAUGUUAUAUGACUUAAAAUACAUAUUAAGUUUUAAGCCAGAUAUUUGGACACCAGAUAUUCGUGAAGGAUUCCUAGAAGGUGUUAAAGUAUUAUUAAAAUUAUUACAUGUAAUGCAAGGUAUGGAUGCUAUAACACGUCAAACUGGUCAACAUAUGGAUUAUGAACCAGAAUGGGAAUCAGCUUUCAAUUUACAUAUUAAAUUGGCAAGUGUUAUUUCUUUAGUAUUAGAAUGGUUGAGUGCAGAUCAGGAGUCUUUAGUUAAAGCAUAUGGAAUGAUAAUGAAGUUGCUUUUAGAGAAUAAAUUCAUUAUUAGUGAAGCUGUUUAUGAAGAACAAAAAGUAGCUGGACAUGCUGCACAAUGUAUUAUGUAUGAUGUAGCAUCAAAAAAUGUCUCAAUUCACUUACCCUUAUCAAGAUUCUUUUCUGGAUUGUAUUUAUUGUUAGGACAAUAUGGAUUAAAUUUUGAUAAUGUAACGGCGUCAGCCAAACGUACUCCUGAAGAAAUAAUGGAACCAAUUUUAUGUGCUCAAACAAUGAUUGCACAAGUACAUUCUGGAAUGUGGCGUCGUAAUGGUUAUUCAUUAUUACAUCAACUUUAUUUCUAUCGUAAUGUUCGUUGUCGUUUGGAGAUGCUAGAUCGUGAUAUUGCUGGCUUGCAAAUAGGUGCUGCUUUAAUAGAAAGCAAUCAGUAUUUGAUUCAUAUAUUAAAUAAAUUUGGUUUAAUUGCUUGGGCUCAACCUGAAUUUGAACCAAAUGAUACAAAUACAAAUGAUGAUGAUUUCAUUAGGCUUUUGAAUAUGAUCGAUGAAUUUUUAGAAUUACUAAUUGUCAUUAUUGGUGAGCGCUAUGUUCCUGGUAUUGCAAAUGUAACUGAAGAUGAUCGGACAAAAAAAGAAAUUAUCCAACAGUUAUGCAUUAAAAAAUAUUCUCAUUCUGAAUUAAAUCGUCAGUUACCGGACUCGAAUAAUGAAACUGUAUUGGAAGAUGUAAUUGAUUCAAUUGCCAUUUUCCAAAAACCCACAAAUCCUGAAACAAAAGGAGUUUAUAAAUUAAAGGAAGAGUUUUACGAGGAUUAUAAUAUGUUCUUUUACCAUUAUACAAAGGAAGAGAAAUCUAGAUCAGAAGAAACACAACGAUUGAGAAGAAAGCAAAAAGGAGAGCUUGUUUGUUGUCCCCCACCAAAAUUACCGAAGUUAUGUGAUGGCUUUGUCUCUAUUGCUAAUUUGUUACAAAGUGAUGUAAUGCUCUCAUUAAUGCAAAUUGUUUUAAGUCGUGGUCUAGACCUGAAAGCAAGAAGUUUUACUGAAAGUCAUUUGCAAAAGAUUCUUUAUCUAAUUGGAUACGGUUUAUUAGAAGAACAGUCACAAAAUUAUCCUUUUCUUUCUUUCUACGAGAGAGCUUCAAAAUAUGAAAUAUUGCAGUUACUUGAAAAAUUAGUUCAUAGUCCCAGAGUUGAAGCUCAUCGUGAUUUCAUUAUUUGGACCAUCAAAAAAUUCAAAGAACUGCAGCCAAAAGAAAAUAAAACUGAAAACGAAAAUAACGAGCAAAUGGAAUCUGAAGAUUCCAGCAUUAAUCAGCCAAUGACAGCUGCUGAAACGGAAAAGCAAGAGAAGGAAGAAAGAGCUCGCUUAGCUGCAAAACGUCGAGCAAAAAUCAUGGCACAAAUGCAAAAUGCACAAAAAAAUUUCAUGAAAUCGAAUGCUGAAUUAUUUGCAACAACGUCAACAUCAGAAAGUGAUCCUAUGGAUUGUGAAUUCAAUAGUAUUCCAAACUUAGAAAACAGCAACGAUGCUGAAAUGCUAAACUUACAAGCUUCAGUAUCUUCUACUGCAUGUUUAGGAGUUAAUAGAAAAUUAGGACAACCUGAAGAACAAAAAUUCAAAUGUAUUUUAUGUUUUGAAGAUUGUGUUGUUAGUAAAGAAAAUCCAUGUUUAGUUUAUUCAGCCUUCAUACAGAAAUCUAGAGUAUUAUCUAAUAUAGGUUAUAUAGAAAAUAAAGAUAACAAUAUUUCAAAGCAACCAGGACGUUCUGACGAUAGCAGUAACGUCGGGGGCAGCAGCAGCAGUGGUAGUAAUAAUACUUACGGGUCAAAUUCUGUUGAUGAUACAUCACCUCACACAGGAACUUGUGGGCAUGUAAUGCAUGCAUCAUGUUGGAAUCAAUAUUAUGAAAAUGAAGUAUCAAAAGAAAAUCGUAGACCUAAUCGUACAAGGUCCCCAAACAAUUUAAUAAUGGAUAAAAAAGAAUUUUUAUGUCCAUAUUGCCGUUGCUUAUCUAACGCCAUUAUUCCUUUGACCCCACCAAUGCAACAAUUUUAUGAGCCAAAAAUACUACGUAAUGAUCGUGAUAUUUUAACCUUCGGAAAAUGGAUUGAAAUUAUGCAAACAUAUGUAAGUGAAUUGAAUGCAAUGGAAAAAAAAUAUUUUACAGAAAAUAGAGAGUUUAUUGACAUUGAUGAAAUACUGAAGAAGUGUAAUGUUAGUGUCGAAGAGUGGCAGACAAAAUGUUUCUCACCAGUAAAAAAAUCUGAAAUAACUCCGCAAUGGGAAUUCUUUACUGAAACAUUUAUGACAUCCAUACAAAGAGUAUCCCCAUUCCCACAUGCUUCUGAAGAAUGUGAACGUUAUUUAGUAACAUGGAAUUCAUGCGCUUAUACCAUAAGAUCGUUAGAAAUGUAUUUACGUGCCAUAAAUAAACCAUUUAAAAUUGAAGAAAUGUCUAUACGACAUAAGAGUGUGUUAGACGGUUUAGUGCGUGUAUGUGGUAUGCUUGGAGCUAUAUUAACUAGUGCAGACAAAUUAUUAAUACAUUUAAGAGGUUUAUGGGAAACUGCUCUGAAAUCGGCUGGACCUUCAGUUCUAGAGUGGGAUCCAUUUAGCUUAAUGACAAAUUUAAUAUUUAUGUCAUCAUCUGUGAUGUAUAGUUAUCAGGAUUCGUACGUGAUUCCAAGUGGAAACUUCUUUGAAUAUUAUUGUUUAAAAUUAAUGUUUGCGGCAAAUUUAGCUAAAGCUUUAAUAUUAUUUGAUGAGGAUUCAAUGGAUGAUGAUAUGGAUUUAGAUUAUGUUGACGAUGAACCAAAAAUCAAUUUGACACAAGAUCAAAUUCAUAACAUAACAAGAAUAUAUAAAAAAUACAAUUUAAAAUAUCGUCACAUACUUGCUCAACAAGAAGAAAAACGUGAGAAACCUAAUUCAGUUAUCGAAAAAGACGAAGAAUCCCAAGAUAAGGAUAUGAUGAGUCCAAUUCCGGUCGAAGAAGCGCAAAUUAUAAAUUCAGAGUUAACAGAAAAAACAUGUAAACGUUUAAUUGAAUUCAUGAAACAAGAAAGUGAUACAUUUUUACGUUGCUCCGUAUUAUUAUUUCAUUUUAUGACUGAUGUUGAAUUUCCAGAAGAAUUUUCUGAUUUAAUGACAAAUCAAUAUGAUAUUAUGUGCAAAUAUUUAGGUUUAGAUCCUUCUAUUGAAAAUUAUUUUAAAACUGAUUGUGAUUCAAUGCAAGCUUUAGAAAGUUUUUGUAUGCAUCCAGAUAUAAUUCAUUAUGAUACACAAACUGGAACAAAACGUAAUGGCAAUAAUUUCGAAAUCAUACCAUGUAAUACACCAAUAAGUCAGCUAGUUGAUUUACCAGAUGAUUAUAGUGAUUUAAUAAAUAGUAUAUUAGAUUAUACUUGCCCAAAUAAUGAUAAAGAAGAUACAAAAUAUCCAACAAUGUGUUUAGUAUGUGGUAAAAUUAUGUGCGGUCAAUCAUAUUGUUGUCAGCCAGAAAUACAACCAAAACAACCAGUUGGUGCAUGCACUUAUCAUGCAUAUCACUGUGGCGCGGGUAUUGGUUUAUUUUUAAGAAUACGUGAUUGUCAAAUUUUAUAUUUGGGUGUUAAUAAGGGCUGUUUUAUACCACCACCUUAUUUAGAUGAAUAUGGUGAAACAGAUCAAGGUUUAAGACGUGGUAAUCCUCUAAGAUUAUGUCGUGAACGUUAUAAGAAAUUACAUUUAACUUGGCUUGGACAUGGUUUACAUGAAGAGGUAUCAAGAUUAAAUGAAAUAACUAAUGCUUCUGCUGCAGCCCAAUGGCAGCACAUGUAGUUAUUGUGGUUUAAAUAUUAUAAAAUACUAUUUGCUACAUGAAGAACAGUAGAACUUAGUUAUAUUGAAUUUAAGAUACUUAAUUGAUAUUAAACAAGAAUAAGAUACUAAAAAAAAAAAAACAAA